AUACAGUUUCUUCGUGUGAUUUGGAUUAUUUUAGUGCAAAAUGUUCAAGAGUGUAAUUGAAACGAUCUUCAUAUUUGUGGCGCUGUCGCUUUUGAGCCGUCACUUAACUAAAGCUGAACCACAAGAUUUGGCUCAAAGUUUUGGUUCUAUUGACAACAAUGAUUUUGCUGCUUAUCCACACCCAAGAUUCGGUCGAUUCAGAAGAGCCGCUGAUGAUUCGGUAGUUUUUCCUAAAGAACAAGUGGCACAGCCAAAAGCGGAAAACGUACAACCAGAUCUGCCAAAAGUAGCUAAUGAAGGAGAUGCAAAUAAAAAUGGAACCGAUGCAGAUUUGGAAUCACGAUUCGGUUUCCUCGGCGGCGGACGACCUGGUGGCUUACUGGGUGGUUUAGGCCAAGGUUUAAUUGGUGGAUUGGUCAAUGGAGGCAGAGGCCAAUAUGGACCUGGCUUCGGUGGUGGCGGCUUCGGUCCAGGCGGUGGCUUCGGUCCAGGUGGAUUUGGUCCUGGCUAUGGAGGCUACAAUAAUUAUUAUGGCCCAGGCUACGGCGGUGGCUUUGGCGGUCCCGGAUUUGGACGUUAGUUUUACUACAAAACCAACCACUACUCAUAGUGAUUUUACUUGUCAUGACUUGUGUGAAAUGAAAAAUUGUACAUGCUCAUUAUUUAUUAUUAGCAAAUGU
Sitodiplosis mosellana (orange wheat blossom midge) is the source of this 680-nucleotide messenger RNA. RefSeq names its product heterogeneous nuclear ribonucleoprotein A3 homolog 2-like. The coding region runs from base 41 to 580 and encodes 179 amino acids. NCBI's taxonomy places the organism in Eukaryota, Metazoa, Arthropoda, Insecta, Diptera, Cecidomyiidae. The record is from RefSeq and is a predicted model, not a curated record. The transcript is spliced from 3 exons.